AUGGCGACAAACCCACCGGAGGGUUACCCAGACGACUUCCUCGAGCAAAUCUUAGCUAUUCCUUCCUAUUCCGGCUUGGCGGGAACAGAUGUUGGCAGUUCUUCCGAAACACUGUCGACACCAUUCCCGUUAGGUUUGGGCUUAGUUAACGGCCGGAACGACGUUAAUGCUAGUGAUGGUGAAGCUUUUGCAGCGAGGAGUGAGAGAGAGACUGUGGUUAUGGGGAAUUUCUUCCCGGCGUUUGAACAUUUACGGCCUCACUCAGUUCGGCAUACAGUCCCUCCAUUUCAGCAGGCUUUUCAAGGCCAACCAACUUCAAGCACUGCAGUUACUGUUCCACACCCACCUGGUGCACGCCCAAGGGUACGGGCUCGACGGGGACAAGCCACUGAUCCUCAUAGCAUUGCUGAGCGAUUACGUAGGGAAAGAAUAUCAGAAAGAAUUAAAGCCUUGCAGGAACUUGUUCCCAGUUGCAACAAGACAGAUAGAGCCGCCAUGCUUGAUGAAAUUCUGGACUAUGUAAAAUUUUUAAGGCUUCAAGUCAAGGUUCUCAGCAUGAGUAGAUUGGGUGGAGCUGGUGCAGUGGCACAACUUGUUGCUGACAUCCCACCACAAUCGGUUGAGGGAAACACUGAUGAAAGUGGGUGCAAUCAGCCUGUCUGGGAGAAGUGGUCAAGUGAUGAAACAGAACGAGAGGUAGCUAAGCUUAUGGAAGAAGAUGUUGGAGCUGCGAUGCAAUUCCUCCAAUCCAAAUCACUUUGUAUCAUGCCUGUAUCACUUGCAUCUCUAAUCUAUCCUUCCCACCACUCUGAUGCCGCCACCCUUGUCAAGCCUGAACCAACAGCCCAAUCAUAG
This is a messenger RNA of Ilex paraguariensis (yerba mate), 855 nucleotides long. NCBI's taxonomy places the organism in Eukaryota, Viridiplantae, Streptophyta, Magnoliopsida, Aquifoliales, Aquifoliaceae. The record is from the annotation of a GenBank genome assembly.